AGAUGAGCAAUGAGCCAGAUAUCUCACCGGAUGUAUACAUGUGAAGCAUCCUGUUGGCGUUUCAACUCACUACCAAAUAUGAUGAGCGGAAGCCCAGUGGCCGGCAGUGGGAGAAGAUGGAGCGAGAUGGAUUUUGGCCAAGAUUCUGCAAAUUUUCUCAUCGAUGAAACAUUUGAUCUGCAUAUAGUUUUCUGUUUCCAAAACUAAAAUUGGUAACAAACAGAGUAGUCUGCGUUUCGUAUAAUGUACCCUUUGCCAAAGUUUCUAAAAAUUGCGACGUAUAAAGGAGUGCAAGGGCGGGGUGAGUUACUGCACCCGCACACUUCAGAGUAGGCGUUCCCUAACGAAAAUAUGCAAAUAAAUUAUAAAACGCGUCAAUAGGAUCUCACUAGCUUGUGCUUGGCUCUGCCCACCUCCGUGCUUGUGCUGCAGACUGAUUAAUUUGUUCCAUUGGAAACGACAGGCUCUGGUCAAUCUUGGGUUAGUUCUAAAAAUCUUUCGUCCUACCUUCAGUUAUCACGGAAAAUCGUAUGAAUGCAAACAACAGUUGUACGGAUGAUUCUCGUUUUUACAUCACAAGCAAUUCAUAUGUAUCUUCUUUUCAAAUGUCUGGGAUAUCCUAUUCAUGACGUUUGCGCUUUGUAGUUUGUAGACUGUCCGCAAAUUUGUACAUUCCGAGGAGGCUCUUCUUGACACUUCAUAUAGAGCUUGACAUUGUCAAAACAGAACGUUUCACUUGGAAGAGGUUGAGUUGCAUCAGUGGCACCAGUGUUAGUGUAGAAAAUGUCUGACUCUAUUAUUUUAGCACUGAUAGUGUUUCUCAUCUUGUGUUUGAUUGUAACGGUGGUUGCAGCUGUUGUGUACUCUGGGCUGUUCACUGAGGUCAAUAUCAAGACAGGGUCGCCUUAUAUCAAAAACGUUACUAUUGCCUACAAACUCCAUAAAGGACCUUAUAAAGAUUGUGGUGCAGCCUUCACAGAGACUGUCUGUAUUGGGCCAAAGCUCAAUACCAUCCGUGUGUCCUACGAUGACUCCACAGAGGUGCCCGAUGACCAGUGUCGCUACAUCAUUGGCAGUAUCCUGAGCGAGGGAGAUGAGAAGCCUGACGAAGAGCUCCAGAAGCUGUAUGAGAAGUUUGGCUUCAAUGUGCUGUCCUUCCCCGAGGUGUCCCUGGCUGUGACCACCACCUUCCCCUCAACCACCCCCCUGUCCCACUGGCUGGCACCCUACAGAGUCUACCCCGAACUCCGCAACUACAUCAUGGAGAGGCAACUCCAUGCCUGGCCAUUCAUUGAGAUCAAUACAGGGGACCUAACGCAUUACAUUGCUCCGCUGUCCUCCCAGAGCGGCUUCCACCACACUGGCUUCGUUGUGCCCGAGCUCGUCACACAGACAGCGGCCAAGACACCGGUGACAGAGGAGUCCUUGGAUCAGGACAGAGCGACGGAUAUUUCAGGUGCAGAGUCCCACAGUGAUAUCAGCAGCAAGCUGAGCAGCCAGGCGCAGUCAAAGAGCACAGAGACGUCUCUGGCCCCGUCCUCCGCCUCCUCUCUGCCGCACAGGGACCAGGGGGACGAGGUCGAACAGGGGCAGGGUGGAGAGCACAGGGAGUCAAGUGAAAAGGGGCACGGGGACAGGGGCUCCAGCGAGUCAGUGGGCAGCGGCUCCUCCUUUGAGGAACUGGACUUGGUGGAAGAGAUGGUGGAGGAGCUGGAGAUAGAGUUGGGGAGGGAGGAGGAAGGCCCCACAGUGAAGGAAGAAGCCAGGGAAGCCCCAGUAGAGGCUGUAGCUGAGGAGAGGGAGCCCGUAGGGGAUGGAGAGGAGUAGAAGAGGAUGGAUGGAGCAAACUCCUCGGGUUUAAUCCUUUUAAGGUGGGAGCGAUAUUUCUUCAGCUAAUCUUGUCUUUUAUGUCAACUUGUUGGUGGAUCUGUAGCCAUACUAUUUAUCAUGACAGACAUGCCAUCUAUUUCUGGACCUUUUGAACUUUCCUGUAUGUUAAACUGUAAUGUCUGUGAGAGUUAAUGACAAAACAAAGAUUGGUUGAUCAACAUUAAACAGAACUGUUGUAGGACAUGAUAGAUUCACCAGUAGAAAGUGAUACACUCUUUGAGUGGACAAAAAUAUUGUUGCAAUAUACUUGUGGGACUUAUGAAUGUCAAUAUUUCUUUUGAUUGAAGUAUUUAUAUUAGUAACAUUGUGUCCAAUAUGUUUAAUCAUCUCCCAUCAUAGUAGGCACACAUUUUAUGUAAGAUCAUUUGUUUAUAUAUAUAUAUAUAAUUGAAUAUACUGUAUAUAAUCGAAUACAGUAUAGUUUAAGACAGUGGUCACCAACCGGUCGAUCGAUGCAUUCCUAGUCGAUCACCUAACUGAAAAGCCAACGAUAAAGGCUAUGACAUAGGCUGCCUCUCCUUUUUUAUUAUUUGUGUUGUGCUGUUGGUGGUACUGUAGGUGCACUUGAUUCAGAAGCCCUGUGCACCGGGGAGGAGAAGUGUUCCCAUUUUUAACCAUUAUAUUUGUCUGAAAAGACUAACUCCGCCUACCCUGUGGACCGUGGGAUCUGUGGCUAAAUCAAGUGUGCCUACUGACUGACCAAUCGGAUAGCUCAAAUCAUGUGCAUACAGCUUCCAGGACCCCGGCCACAGUAAAGUUUUAUACUAGCCUAUAUGAGAUUUCAUAUAAUUUAAAACAAUGACCAUAGAGAGACUGUCAAAUAAUAAAGCAAAUAGCUGAUGCUUUUAUGAGUGAGUUCAUGUCCAUGUUUGUAUUCAGCACUGUCAACACUGUUUUUAUUCAACGCUAUUACAAAACAUAAAACACGCUUCUCCCUGCUUCCAUUCUCAAUGCAGCUGAAUGAGUGAAUGAAUGAGUAGCCAAGUGUAUCAAUAGCUCUGUGUUUUUAUUAUUAUUUGCAUCUCAUCAUGUCUAUUUUAAUAUCAAGGAAUAUUUAACUUUCUUUGGUCAUAGGAACAACAUGAGUUUGUGCAUGAGGCAGAUGCAGUGUGACUCGACUUUUGCCAUCAGGCGGAAGAUGUUUUCCCGUUUCCCGAUUUCAUGUAAUGGACAUAUACAAAAUAUUCCAAAUUGGUGAAAUUAAAUGAAAAAAAUAACUUGUUAAAAAAGAAGAAGAAAAAAAAGAUAAGUGGUGCGUGCAUAUGUAUUCACCCCCUUUGCUAUGAAGCCCCUAAAUAAGAUCUGGUGCGUGCAUAUGUAUUCACCCCCUUUGCUAUGAAGCCCCUAAAUAAGAUCUGGUGCAACCAAUUACCUUCAGAAGUCACAUAAUUAGUUAGACUGCACACAGGUGGACUUUAUUUAAGUAUCACAUGAUCUGUCACAUAAUCUCAGUAUAUAUACAACUGUUCUGAAAGGCCCCAGAGUCUGCAACACCACUAAGCAAGGUGCACCACCAAGCAAGCGGCGCCACGAAGACCACGUAGCUCUCCAAACAGGUCAGGGACAAAGUUGUGGAGAAGUACAGAUCAGGGUUGGGUUAUAAAAAAAAAUAUCCGAAACUUUGAACAUCCCACAGAGCACUAUUAAACCCAUUAUUAAAAAAUGGAAAGAAUAUGGCACCACAACAAACCUGCCAAGAGAGGGCCGCCCACCAAAACUCACGGACCAGGCAAGGAGGGCUUUAAUGAGGGAGGCAACAAAGAGACCAAAAAUAACCCUGUAGGAGCUGCAAAGCUCCACAUCGGAGAUGGGAGUAUAUGUCCACUGUAAGCCGUGCACUCCACAGAGCCGGGCUUAAUGGAAGAGUGGCCAGAAAAAAAGCCAUUGCUUAAAGAAGAAAAAAAAGAAAACACGUUGGUGUUCGCCAAAAGGCAUGUGGGAGACUCCCCAAACAUAUGGAAGAAGGUACUCUGGUCAGAUGAGACUAAAAUGUAGCUUUUUAGCCAUCAAGGAAAACGCUAUGUCUGGCACAAACCAACACCUCGCAUCACCCCGAGAACACCAUCCCCAAAAUGAAGCAUGGUGGUGGCAGCAUCAUGCUGUGGGGAUGUUUUUCAUCGGCAGGGACUGGGAAACUGGUCAGAAUUGAAGGAAUGAUGGAUGGCGCUAAAUACAGGGAAAUUCUUGAGGGAAACCUGUUUCACUCUUCCAGAGAUUUGAGACUGGGAUGGAGGUUCACCUUCCAGCAGGACAAUGACCCUAAGCCUACUGCUAAAGCAAUAUCCGAGUGGUUUAAGGGGAAACAUUUAAAUGUCUUGGAUGGGUAGUUAUGCACACUCAUGUUUUCUGGUUUCUUAUCUUAUUUCUUGUUUUUUUAUUUCUUGUAUUUUGCAUCUUCAAAGUAGUAGGCAUGUUGUGUAAAUCAAAUGAUACAAACCCCCCCAAAAAUCUAUUUUAAUUCCAGGUUGUAAGGCAACAAAAUAGAAAAAAUGCCAAGGGGGGUGAAUACUUUCGCAAGCCACUAUAUGGUCUGAGAAGAACGAUAUUGGCAGUUCACUGUAUUAGGCCUACUGCACAACCUCAUUCCUACAGAACUGUUUUUAUUAGGUUAAGGUUACAUUUUUUAAGUCAUGUUUAAAAAGCAAUCUGAGCGGUAGAUUGCUGCAUGCUUUUUGACUGCGAAAGUGAUCUUGACUCAAAGGUUGGUGACCACUGGAUUAAGUUGAACAACCAUUAUAUGAAAGAAUUGUAUGCAUUUAGUUGUGAAGGAUUUGUAAUUUUAUCAACCUACAUAUCAUAACAAUUGAGAUGCUACCUACUUGCUUUGGUUACAAUAUUUUCUGAAUACUCUUAUGAUGACUUUUCACAUAACGUAGUGACCAGAAAAAUCCAGAGCAAGUAUUGUACAAUAGGGUAUCUAAAGCAAUAUCUGCCUUAUUCAUGUUGACAUGAAUAACAGCCUAACAAGGUUAUUUUGCUGUUGCCCUCAAUUUGAAAUGGGUUUAAAAGUCUGGGAAAGCAAGGCUUAAACGGAGUGUUGAAGACAAUCCAUAGAACUGUAAGAGGGGCUUUAGGUGAAAGUCAGUUCAGACUCAAAGUCAUCAAGGGCUAGGAUUUACAAUGCAACUAUGAGAUGGCAACAGUCUUAAACAGUAUUUGUAUUCAUCUGUAAGAUUUAUAGUUUAAGCAUAUAGCCAAUCAAUAGAACAUAUUUGAAGUCUUCACCUUUCAGAUGAUCUGUUCUAUUCCUUUGGCCUAGGUGUUUCCGGUGUAGAAACUUGUUCAACUACUCUGGUCUGUCAUGUGUACCAAUAUAUUCUUUACUUUUCGACUUGAAUCAGGGAUAUACUGAGUUCUUCCCUUAUUUUAGAUAUAACAACUUCCUUUAUAGCAUGAUAAUCCUAUGAUCUAGACAUUGGGCACACUCCAUUUGCUGUUGUCACAUGUUAUUCUGUUUGGUCUCUCGUCUUGGGAUUUGAGUGAUGGAGAUAAUGUACAAUGCCAUGGGUGUUUUUCUGUCUGCAAUAAAAGAUCAUAUGCAAUUUUCUUUUUUUCUGUAUCUAUACAGACAAUCAAUACUGUAUGCAUGUUAUGUUUGUAUACCUUUAGUAUUCAGACAGUGAAAUGAUAUUCUUCUAUUGCUCACGCUACAGCUCUGAAAACUCAUCCUCUGUGUCAUGGUUCCACCUGUCAUCAGAAGGCGGCAGAGAGACCACCCUAGAGACAAUUAUGACACUCAGGUGUGUUCCAUUACUCAUUAUGAUUUUCACUUUAAAAGAGGUGUGUUUUCUAUUUCUCUUUGCAGAAGCUUGAAUUGUUUACCGUGUGUGUUUGUUUCCUGAGUGAGUUUGAGACUUAGUGGUUGUUGUUUUUUCAAGUGUACUGUGAUCCUGCGCCUACUGUUUCUAGUAAAGUAUUAUGUUUAUCCUUAA
Salvelinus fontinalis (brook trout) is the source of this 5822-nucleotide messenger RNA. Its product is annotated as testis-expressed protein 264-like. The record is from RefSeq and is a predicted model, not a curated record. Lineage: Eukaryota; Metazoa; Chordata; Actinopteri; Salmoniformes; Salmonidae. The coding region runs from base 784 to 1827 and encodes 347 amino acids. The transcript has 4 exons. Gene Ontology annotation, cellular component: nucleus; autophagosome membrane; endoplasmic reticulum membrane. Gene Ontology annotation, biological process: reticulophagy; protein-DNA covalent cross-linking repair.